CGCCUGUUAUUGUUUCUGCUCCCUCGAGCCGCCUCUGUCGCGGGCCUCAGGACGCCUUGAGCCCCUUUAAAGACUCCCUCCCCGCGAAAUAGAGGGGAACCGAAAGGGAAGGCGCUUGCGCGGACGCGAAAGGCCGGCGUGGGAGGGUGUCGGCGAGAACUGUCAAGAGGAAGGAGGCAGUUGGAAGGAGUGGUUGGUCGCCAACGGUUUCGAACCUUCCGUAGUCUCGAGCCCUGACACCGAGGGCCGGGGGGGUGGGCACAACGCCGUGUCAGUGAGGAGCGAGUAGCCUAAAAGGAGGAGGCGGCGGCCGCAGAGAUUGGAAGGACAUGGCCUACGCGUAUCUCUUCAAAUAUAUCAUAAUCGGGGACACAGGUGUUGGAAAAUCAUGUUUAUUGUUGCAGUUUACAGAUAAAAGGUUUCAACCAGUGCAUGACCUUACUAUAGGUGUAGAAUUUGGUGCUCGAAUGAUAACCAUUGAUGGGAAACAGAUAAAACUUCAGAUAUGGGAUACAGCUGGACAAGAAUCCUUCCGUUCCAUCACAAGGUCAUACUACAGAGGAGCAGCAGGGGCUUUACUAGUGUAUGACAUUACAAGGAGGGAUACUUUCAACCAUUUGACAACAUGGUUAGAAGAUGCUCGUCAACAUUCCAAUUCUAAUAUGGUCAUUAUGCUCAUUGGAAAUAAAAGCGAUCUAGAGUCUAGAAGAGAAGUGAAAAAAGAAGAAGGUGAAGCAUUUGCACGAGAGCAUGGGCUUAUCUUCAUGGAGACCUCUGCCAAAACUGCCUCAAAUGUUGAAGAGGCAUUUAUUAAUACAGCAAAGGAAAUCUAUGAGAAAAUACAGGAAGGCGUCUUUGACAUUAAUAAUGAGGCAAAUGGCAUUAAAAUCGGCCCUCAGCAUGCUGCUACUAAUGCAACACUUGCAGGCAAUCAGGGAGGACAACAGGCUGGCGGAGGCUGCUGUUGAACAUAUUUUUACUUCCUAGCUGCCUGAUGGGGCCUACUAACUUGUUUCACCCUUCCCUGCUCAAUUUCAACUACGACAUGAAAUUAUUGUAAGAUGGCAUCAUGUUGCAGAAGACUUUAUUCUUCAAAUUCUUGUACAACUUUGAAUAAAUGGUUAAUGUUCACUUAAAGACAGGUUUUGGAGAUUGUAUUCAUAUCUAUAUUUCCAUUUACUUUCCAAGUCAAUUGAUGUGAUUAUUUUUGUUAAAUGUGUGUUGUCUUGUGCCCUUGCCUACGAACUGUAUUAAACACUACAACAUCAUCUAUUUUAAUCAGUUUGUGUAUUUAGGUUACCUGACUACUGUGGUUACCUAAUGUUUAAUAUUGUAGAACUGUCCUCAACUUUUGUCCAUUUUCAAGGCUCUGAAGAAAAAAGGACUCAAUUCUGUAUUUAUCAUUUAUUUCUGUAUAUAUAGUUUAAUAACCUGCUUGGGUGUAUUUGCCAAGCUUUAAUUCUUUAAUGCAUUUGCAUAAAUUCUAUACAUCUAGAGCUUGGAACUACAGAAGCAUUGUUAGAAAUGGCUUAGAUGCUGUAUUUUAAAUCUUAUUGACAAGUUAGCAUGUUUGUCCUCUUGUCAUUAUCCUAGAGUCCAAAAAAGAAAAAAAAUGCUUUAUGUAUAUUAUUACAAGCUACAUAUGCGUUACCUAUUUUAAUGCCAAAUGUUUGCUAUUUGCUGACAACUUUCACAGCACCUCUUCAGAAAUGGAUUAGCUGUAUGCCUUAAUUAUGUAGGUUAAAACAUAUAAUUAAUGAAAAAUACAGGAAGCAUUGAAACUCAUGAAAAGGUAUAUUAUGAGACUUUAAUAUUUCUUAAAACAUUAUUUUCUUCCAUCUCUAGGUAUAUUUUCAUCAAGGACAGUUUUUCAACGUAGAUGUACAGUGACUGUAAUUUUUUUUUUUAAUUUUGGAUUUUUUCCCUUUUUUUGUGACAACUUGUAAUCUUAAUAUGGUCAGCAUCUUGUCUAUUGUGAAGGGGGUGUGACAAUAAAACUGCCAGAUUGAAAAUCCUGACAAAAACAAAAA
This is a messenger RNA of Varanus komodoensis (Komodo dragon), 2030 nucleotides long. RefSeq names its product RAB2A, member RAS oncogene family (gene RAB2A). The transcript has 8 exons. Gene Ontology annotation, molecular function: GTPase activity; GTP binding. The record is from RefSeq and is a predicted model, not a curated record. Gene Ontology annotation, cellular component: Golgi apparatus. Lineage: Eukaryota; Metazoa; Chordata; Lepidosauria; Squamata; Varanidae. Bases 330 to 968 code for a protein of 212 amino acids.